ACGGCUGGUCCAGCGCGCGCAUCGUUUUCGAGUUUCUUUCCCUUUAUGUUCUUCCAUCGACUCUCCCCACUAUUAAUCUCGCAAUUCAUCCCUCCAGUGCUUAACAUCCCUCGAUGUGCAGUUACCCUCGCUUCAUCUACGUUUCUCGCGCGCGAGAGAGAGUAGGCGUCAGGGCGCGCGGUGUGGACGCCGCCCGUGGUCUCUCCCGGUCGCGGACGACACCCUUGUUGCUUUCACACUUUUCCAGACUAACAAAUAAACAAAAUAAGACUCGAUUCAUUCCUCUACUUCUGAUAUCGGCCGAAUCAUGAGCCAAAAACGUUGAAUCACCCAGAAUACUUCAACCAGUGUUUUUGUUAUUUUAUUAAAAAAUAAAAAUAAACGAAAAAAAAAAAAAAAAUAUUAGAAUGGAGUUUUUAAAAAAAAUGGUUUAAAAAGCAUUAUGAGUGAGAUUGUACAUCCGUCCGUAUAAGUUUGAAUCAUUAACGCAUCAAGGACCUUUGUUAACUCGUAAAAUGACGUGCAAUCUGAAGUGAAACAACAGAGAAUCUCGCCUGAGGUCGUGUGUGAGUAAAUAGUGAAGAAUAAAAUGAGUAUGUGAUGCUAAUAUGUUGUUGAAGAUAAUGAAAUAUUGAGAUGAUUAAAAACCAAUGAGACUUGCUUGAAAAGUUAUAGGAAUGAAGCCUGAUCAGUAUUUUUGCGUCGCGUUCCCCCUAACAAGGAUCGAUAAGCCCAAGGAGUUUGACUAGAGAACGGGUGCGGCCAACGAUUGGACAUUCUUGAAGGGGUGAAAUUCAUGGCUGGAGCAUCUGCCACAAUCAGGCCCAUGGGCAGACCACGCGCCUGUAGAAAUGCCGGCUCGCCGGCCUCAGAAAUAGCCAUAGAUCCAAGAAACUUAGACGCCUGUAGCACGCAUCCAUGUCCUACUUAUGUUUCCAAUCAUCCUCAGGUCGACGUUUCGACACAAGUCGACCUAAAUACAGCAGUAAUUCACGAUUGGAAUCGUCGAGUUACCCCUAUGUACUCUCGAGAGGAUUUUAAAGAACAGUAUUGUAUAACGAGUCGACAGUUGGAUGCAGUAGAAAAGUCUGGCGGUGGUAUAUUUGGCUGUCUGUCUACUAAGGGUGCAUCUCCUUGUUCUGCUACUCGUGUAUCAAUUCUCUCAGCGUGCGUGAGAAGUGCAUCGAGUGAUGAAAAUAUUUGUGAUGCUCCAUAUCCACGGAAACCUUUUCAAAUAUAUUAUCAACAGCCUUACCCAUCGUAUCAUCAAAGAUUCUCUCGGUACGACCUUGAUGAAGAUGAAUGGAUCCAAAGUUCAUAUUUUCGACGGCGACCCACAUCUUUUUGCACAACUCCCGACCCUAAAAGAUACACAUGGCUCUCAGAUGAUGAAGAAUCAAUGAGACUCGAAGGACCAAGGCCAGUUCUCCCAGCUAUUUCUCAACCCCCUCACUCAGCAAUUCACAAGCCAAAACAUGUGAGUUUUGCACGCUCGCAAACUCUUACAUCUAUUGAUAUGGCAUCACGCAGCAGGAGUCCACCAAGACCUCAUACUCAAGAACGAUUAAUUGAUUCGCAACCGACUGCUACACCAUCAAUGCUACCGGGAUCCACUCAUCUUUAUCAACCUCCAGAACCAAAAAUUCUUGUCUUAGAGAAAACAAAAAAAAGUGCUAUGAAAACACAAGCAACACAAACAGAUCUUUCAACAAGUUUCAAAAGAAUUCCUCCAGUAACUUUGAGUCCUAGAACCAUCCAUCGAGUUAAGAUGGUAUCUCAAGGCGCUCAAACUAAUGGAAUUAUCAAUGGAAGGAGAUUAACAAAGAGUUAUUCGGAAGCUGGUCAAUUUGGAACGCAUUCAGGAGGAAGUGGAAGUAAAGAAGAAGGGGCAGAUCAUGAACCAUUACAACGUACUCAGAGUGAAGAACCACCUAGAUCGCCAUUUUUGGUUGAUACUCCUCCAGAUUCACCAUCGAAAGAUGCUGAAGAUCACCAAUCUACAAAUCAACACCUUCUUAAUGGUAGCAUAGAACAGUUGCCGGAUAAAGAGGAGCCAAAAGAGGAUGAAAAAGAAAUUUUAAUUGACUUCAAACCAGCUCCAGUGUCACCGGAUGCCAGGGCGAUGUUAAAACAAAUGCCAAUGGUCUGGAAAAGGCCGAUUACUCUUCAGAAGACCUUGUCAGAUGGAGAGAUCAGAGUUGAAAGAAGAGAGCUUGUUGAUGAAGCUGGAGCACCAAGUUAUCCACAUACAUGCCGAAGGAAUUAUUUUGAUCCAUGGCGAACUGUCAGGCCACCCGUCCAGUUUUCCUCAACGCCUGAUGAUUUAUCUCUACUCAGAACCUGCACUCCAACUGAUGAACACCACGAAGAGGAAUUCCAUGAAAAUAUCAUUCGACGAGGUCUUUUCAGAAAACGAAGUGUCUCUUUAGAGGAUGGUGUUCAAGAACUAACUUCUGGUGAUUUUAGUCUUCCUCGAUCACUUCCAACUUCUCCAACCUCACCAACUGCUCAUCAAGCAUCUCGAAAAAUUGAAGAGAAUCCGAGGUUUGAAAUUAGAAGGCCAAGUUUCUUGAGGACGUUCCCAGUAAUUGGACCAGUGUCACCUUUUGCUUCGAGUGAUUCUCUAACGAAUGAUGUAACAAAGGAUCACAGUGAUGGGAUUUGGAAUGAAUCCCAAGCAACUGUUCUUCAAGCUGAUUCUCUUUCUUUGCUCACCCCGUCUUCAAGAAGGAGACAUUUAUUACUUCUUCAGCAUCAACAAAGAUCUUCAAUGGAUACAGAAGCUCUAGAUAUUGAAGAAGAAAUUGAUAUUGGCCCACCAAGCCCAAGAAUUCGUUUAGAAGCUCCAGCUAAUAUUAUUUUAACACCAAGUGAGCCAUUAUUGCUAUCAAAUGGUCGACCAAGAAGUGGCCUUCGUCGUCGUAGUCCUGGUCCACCAUAUUCUCAACCGCAAUCUCAAUCAUCGAGUGAAUUGGCGUUAAGUAUUGGUCGGACAGAUUCAGGACGCACAAAUACUACAGACUUGUCAGAAGCAUCAACCACAGAGGAUUACAUCACUGCCAAUACUUCAACUGGCACAGGAACAGCAACAGGCACAUCAGCAACGACAAGUUCAUGGUCCAGACCUGGUGCUUAUCAAGCAUCAUCAAGUGCUGCAGCAUCAGCAUCAGCAUCCACCACUGCCACAGCUGCCGAGGGCAGUUCAUUUGAGAGUGCCAGUUCAAUAUAUAGUCUAGCUAGAAGCGAAGCUGUCGUUGAAGAGCCAGCGAGUCCAAAAGCAAUUCUCGAGGAAAUGGAAAUGGGAUUUGAUUUGGGUGACUUGGCACCACCUUCUCCAGCAAGGUCAACUAGCAGUAGUAGCUCUGGUAGUUAUGAUUUAGAAGACGCCAUGCCUGAUCCUUAUCCAACAGCACCAUUAAGUGGACAUACAUCUGAAGCAGAGUUAGAUCAUGAGUAUCACCCUCCGAGAACUCCUCAAGAAUAUCGCUCUCCAUCAUCCAACUAUACAGAAUCUCCCGUAAGCACACGUGGAUGGACUGAAGAAGAGCGUAAAAAAAAACGAAAAACAUUUACAUUAGAUUUUCCAUCUGCUCCAGAAGAUAGCCAUCUCAUUGACAAAUCUGAUAUUCAUUUAGAGAGUAUGGAUGUCAGUCCAACUCCCAGUCAUCGUCAUAGACCUCGUUCCAAACUUAAUGCUGGAAGAACUCCCUACAGAAAUAACAAAAAAAGAGAGUCAGUACCAUCACCAAUGUCUGCAUUAUCGAGAAGUCCCCAGAAAGAAGACUGGUUGAGAGAACCAGCUGACGAUUCAGUACAAAUUCCAACAUCUGAUGAUUCUAGUUGUAGUCAUCAUUAUCAUUUACACCAUCAUCAUCACCAUCUUCAUCGAGAUAAUCAAGAAGGAGGAAGAUAUAGGAGGACACGUGAAAGUCCUAGAAGAAAGACUAAUAGUUAUUUAUCAACACGAAGAAGAAGUAAUGAAGAUAAAAAUGCAGCAUUAACUGGCAGUUUACCAAGACGUCGAACACGGCAGACAGAUGAUAUUUGCUUUAGCAGACUAAGUCCCGGAGGAAGAUAUUCAAGGAGCCCAGGUCAUAAUAGCCACACAGCGAUAAUUGUCAAGUCUCCAAGUCCUGAAACAAGAUUAAAAGCACUAUCAGCUGAAUCCUUGCGGUCGGUUAGUCCGGGGAGUGAUAGCGUAUUUUACAGCGAAAGUGCUGAACUAUGUAUUGCUCAUCAUGAUACACAUCACUGUCAUAAUUGUGGUAAAGAGGUAAUGGAAGAAAUAGUCCAACCUCCAGCUGACUUUGCAGAUUCUCCGGAAGGACCUCGAGUAGAACCGAAACAUCAAAGCCAUAGGUUAUAUAAAAAACUGGACAAAAGGUAUAGAUCUGAAGACCGGGGAGAACGAAGAUAUCAUCGUAGUAAUGGAAGAUCUGAUGUUCGAGCAAAAUCUGAAGAAAGAGGAAGGUCGUCUAGUAGAGGAUCACUUGAAGAUGGAAUUAAAAGACGACUUCAAGCCCGAAGUACUGAUGUCAGCAUGGAGACAUUGGCAUAUCGAGAAGAUGAAGAUACUUAUGUAGAGCCUUACAAAGAUUACGAAUGGAUCUAUAUUGGAGAACUUGAAGAAAGUCAUGUCUGGAAGCGACCAGACAGUCGUGAUGGUGAUGAUGAGUCAUCAGAGGGUCCAAUUAAAGAUAGAAGAGGUUCUCAAGGUUCAACAGAAAGUGAGAAAUGUUUCAGAAAAAAAUAUCAAGCUGCCACACAUCGAAUGGUUCAUCGAAAAAGUAGCGGAGAAAUGUACAAGCGCAUUCAGAGCAAAAGCUUCGAAUUCAUCAGAAUGGUCUGUGAUUCAGCUGGGUCUGAGUGUGCAAGGGAAUUGGGCGAAGAUGUAUCUCUCAAGAGAUCAUUGGAAGAGUUACUAAAGUGCAUGCUCAGAGUUUGGUGUCGUGAAGGACAAGCGCUGACCAAGCUGGGAGUUCCAGUACCUGAGAGUGAUAAAACAGUAGUGGUCAAGCGGGAAGCAGGUGGAGAAUUUGGCUUUAGAAUUCAUGGUUCAAAACCAGUCGUAGUAUCAGCAAUAGAGCCUGAUACACCAGCUGAAAAUUCAGGUCUUGAAGUAGGAGAUAUAAUAAUGUCAGUGAAUGGUCGAAGUGUAAUGGAUGCAACACAUUCAGAAGUAGUUCGUUUGGCUCAUUCAGGACCUGAUAUUCUGGAGCUCGAAGUAGCUCGAACAUGCAAUGUUUUAGCACCCAGAGUUACACGAGGAGGUCUGAAAGAACCUGUGGAAGUUGCCGUUUGUGCUGGCUAUCUUUGGAGACGAGCCACAACCUUAAAUCCAUCUGGAACAACUUCAGCAAAAUGGGUUCGAAGAUGGUUUGCUCUACGUCAGGAUAAUUGCCUUUAUUAUUACAAGACUGAUACGGAUUCUCAGCCAGUUGGAGCAAUGAUGCUUAUGAAAUAUGACGUAGAAGAAACACCAGAAAUGCGGGCCCAUAGUUUUGUUAUCAAAAAACAAAAUGCUCCAUCACAUUAUUUGGCUGCUGAUAAUGAUGAAGCUAUAAGGAAAUGGAUGACUGUGAUUAAAGAAGCUGUUGCACGAAAUAAUCAGGCUGACACAUGGUUAGAUGCUUCAUUAAGAAUGACACAGAUGCCAGCAUGUGCUAUUCAACGCCCUGAUUGUUUUGGCUAUUUAAGUAAGCAGCAAGAUCGAGCAAAGAAAACAUCAUCACCUACGGGUUGGUCUCGACGUUACUGUGUUCUCAAAGAUGCUGCAUUAUAUUUCUACGAUGAUGCUAAUGCUGAAAAAGCAUUCGGCGUUGCGUGUCUUCAUGGCUUUAGAGUUCAUGGCAGUGCACCAAGUUCUGGCGGAAGAAAGCAUGCAUUUGAACUGCAGCCACCAGAUCCAACACAGAGGAGUUAUACAUUUGCAACUGAAACUGAAAUGGAUAAGAAAAGAUGGUUAGCUGCGUUAGAGUACUCAAUUGAUCGGUGGAUAAAAGUAGGUUGAUGGUAAGUCGAAGUUUAUUAUUAAAAAA
Molecule: messenger RNA, 6038 nt
Organism: Chelonus insularis
Lineage: Eukaryota; Metazoa; Arthropoda; Insecta; Hymenoptera; Braconidae
Exons: 17
Coding region: 797-6010 (1737 amino acids)
Molecular function (GO): protein binding
Source: RefSeq, a predicted model, not a curated record